Chionomys nivalis (European snow vole) is the source of this 2744-nucleotide messenger RNA. RefSeq names its product protein kinase AMP-activated non-catalytic subunit gamma 3 (gene Prkag3). NCBI's taxonomy places the organism in Eukaryota, Metazoa, Chordata, Mammalia, Rodentia, Cricetidae. The record is from RefSeq and is a predicted model, not a curated record. Bases 91 to 1611 code for a protein of 506 amino acids. The transcript has 14 exons.
CUGGCCGCAUGGAGCCUGAGCUGAAACACACACUGCCUGGGGUACCGGGGUCCCAGGGGGCCGGCGCUGGGAUGUAGAAAGACAACAAGCAUGUGGCCGUGUCUGCGUGUGUUUGACCCGUGCACUGUACUCUGUGGGCGUGAGCGGGCCGGAUCCGUGUAUACCCUGACCUGGAGCCACAGUGGGGGUCCAGAGAGUCAAGCACGCUCUACUAAUCAAACAGGUCCUUACAUCCUCCCAGAGAUGAGCUUCUUAGAACAAAGAGAAAACUCAUGGUUAUCACCAGCUGUGGCCACCAGCCCAGAAAGAACCCGUGCACCACGGGGCGUCAAGGCUUCCAGUUGGACCAGGCAGGAGGCUGUGCAGGAAGCAGAGCCACCAGGUUUGGGAGAAGGUGCCCAGUCGGGACCAGCUGCUGAGUCCACCAGGCAGGAAGCCACAUUCCCCAAGGCCACACCCUUGGCUCAAGCUGUUCCCUUGGCCGAAGUGGAGACCUCCCCAGCAGGGUGGGACCUCUUGCCCGACGACGGUGCAGCCUCUGCCGUGGGUUCCAACAUGAGUGACCCAGAGGCCUGGGACUGUGAGCUGGAAGGUCUGGGGGAGGACAGGCUGCGGUCCUGCCCAUCUCCACAGGCCCCGCUUCUCAGCUUGAGUUGGGAUGAUGAGCUGCAGAAGCCCGGGGCCCAAGUCUACAUGCAUUUCAUGCAGGAACACACCUGCUACGAUGCCAUGGCCACCAGCUCCAAACUGGUCAUCUUUGACACCACGCUGGAGAUCAAGAAGGCUUUCUUUGCCAUGGUGGCCAACGGUGUGAGGGCAGCCCCUCUGUGGGACAGCAAGAAGCAGAGCUUUGUAGGCAUGCUCACCAUCACAGACUUCAUCCUGGUGUUGCACCGCUACUACCGAUCCCCCCUGGUCCAGAUCUACGAGAUUGAAGAACAUAAGAUUGAGACCUGGAGGGAGAUCUACCUACAAGGCUGCUUCAAGCCUCUUGUCUCCAUCUCUCCCAACGACAGUCUGUUUGAAGCUGUCUAUACCCUCAUCAAGAACCGAAUCCACCGCCUGCCCGUCCUGGACCCGGCCUCCGGCGCUGUACUGUGCAUCCUCACGCACAAGCGGCUACUCAAAUUCCUGCACAUAUUUGGCGCCCUGUUGCCACGGCCCACCUUCCUCUGCCGCACCAUCCAAGAUCUGGGCAUUGGCACAUUCCGAGAUUUGGCUGUAGUUCUGGAAACAGCUCCGAUUCUGACCGCGCUGGACAUCUUUGUGGACCGGCGUGUUUCUGCACUGCCUGUAGUCAACGAAUCUGGUCAGGUUGUGGGCCUCUACUCCCGCUUUGAUGUCAUCCACCUGGCUGCCCAGCAAACCUACAACCACCUGGACAUGAGUGUGGGCGAAGCUUUGAGGCAGAGGACGCUGUGUCUGGAGGGGGUUCUCUCCUGCCAGCCCCACGAGAGCCUGGGUGAAGUCAUUGACAGGAUUGCACGGGAACAGGUGCACAGGCUGGUGUUGGUGGAUGAGACCCAGCAUCUUCUGGGAGUGGUCUCCCUCUCUGACAUACUUCAAGCGCUGGUGCUUAGCCCUGCUGGCAUUGAUGCCCUCAGUGCCUGAGAGUACCGGAGUCCUGAUUCCCAAGCUAUCUUCCUCACCUGAAAGUCAAUGAAAGGAUCUAGGGGAACUUGGCCUUCAUCUUCUCCCACCCAUUUGCUGGUUCUGCUCUGGUACAGGCUCUCCAGCCUUCCCUAAUUGUCCUUGCUAUACCUAUACUCCCAGAAGCCUUUGAGCAUGCCCAGUGCACCAGGAUGAUGAAAAUAAGAACAAUCGAGUCAAGCCUGAAAGUCCCGAACGAGAGGCACUGCGAUCAGCCUAGGACAAUCUGUGCACCCUGUCCCUUCUUAUGCCUUUCGUUCCAUUAGGAUCAGGGCUGAGCUCAAUGUGGCAGUGAGCAUGCAGCCUGUGAAUUUAGCUGGGAGCCUGGAAUGUUUGGUUGUUGGAUACACAUCCCAGCUCCUAGGAGCCGUGGUUGAUCUUUCCCCAUGGAAGUCACCAUUGUACCACCACCAUGCUACUCUCCUGGCACUUCCAAGCUGCUGGCAGCCAACGCUGAGUAGCCCUUGAUUCUAGAACUGCCUGCCGGGGCUGUAGGCAUUCAUCGUGGUACCCAGCGGGUAGCUAUUCCUACCUACAGCUGCUGCAGCAGUGGGACUGUCAUGGUGCCCUUUCUGGGUGCCCACAACGGGUCUACCAUUGGGGUCUACAGAAGCAUGUGGCCUUGUCAGUGCCCCUGGCAUGGUUGUACCGUGGGCUCCUCAGCUCUCCCUGCUAAACAAUGUCUGCUCCCCUCAGCGUCCCCUAUGCCCUGAUAGAUUCAGAUCCUUGAGGAUGAGCUAUCAAGAAAAAAGAAACGAAAGAGCAAGCCACAGCCCUGGAUGUCACAGGUUUACUCAAUCACUACAGCCAUUGAAAUGAACUUGUGCAAACUCCUUGUCUCCUGAGUUCAAAGACUUGAAAGAAAGUUUGCGCACUGAAUGCUAUUCUGAUACCUUUUAAUCUUUGAUUUGUGACAAAAUCAUAAGGAAAACAUUUAUUAACUAUUCACAUAGUAGGCGGAACCCAGUCUACAAAGGGGACUCUGCAGGAAACAUAGCUGAUCCUGUAAUACUGGAUGCCAUUUCUACAAUGAUCUCAGUUCACCAAGUAGAAAGAAAUUAAUCUCAGUCAAUUCUGGGUCUCGUUGUCUGCAU